AUGACAUCAUCUGACCAUGAACAAGAUCAUUCUUCUACGAUGAACUCUGAGUUUGGCGGAUACCAGUAUGAUGGGUCUAGUUUUCAAUUCGAGGUCCCAGCCUAUCAAGCCGCCAAUCGUCCUGCAAUCAGCGCGCCUCCACGACCGUCGAUCACGUUGCCGCAAGAAACGUUUCCCACUUCCGCACACCAGGGUCCCAUGGCGUAUCCUAACUCGAGCGAUUCUUCGUACGAGUACUACCGCGGGAUCUCUGGAGGGACCCCUUCGAUGCUCAGUUACCGUGGUCUGACCAUGGGUUAUUCGGUGAACGCAUCCGUUCCGCCUUACAAUGUGGCCGCCAGCAAAUGGCACUUGGGAGGUCCUGAAUCGACGUACCACUCUCCCAAUGUGAAUCUUUCUGUUGGCAGAACCGGUCCUUCGUACUACCACUCAUUGGACACCCAGUAUCUAGCCUCCAUGUACAGCUCUCGUCCCAGCUUUCCAGGACACACUGAUUAUGGUGGACUGCAAAGUAGUACCAUGAUCUCAGCCUAUACGCGAACGGACAGCGAGUCAAGUCCCGUUUCGACGGCUACGAACGGGGUCCGCAUCGCCGAUCAAAGCCUUUCACCGAACAAUGGCCAAUCAGAGGCUAUGUUUCAACGCCCAUUGCGUCAACUGACACCAAAGCUCGUGCUUGCCCAGCCGGCGAGGACCCAACCAUCUAACUACGGCCCUAUGAAUCCGGCCUCGUCCAGGACACCAUUUCUUGUAAGAGUGCUCGCAGGCACGACAAGACCUCUUCUUCAAUCUAGCAAACAUCUAAUCCCGUAUCUCGACAAAAUUCGUCUCAAAAUGUCCGAAAGUGAUCAGACGACGUACCUGAGGGAUGCCUCUACGGUAUACAGCGCAGGAUCUUACGACUCUCACUAUCCGUAUCACGCACCUAUCUAUCAGAACACCAUUCCUGCUGCUGCCCCGCCAGAUGAAACUCCUUACGCGUGUCCCUCGGCGUCUCAGAACAUCAUACCUCCCUUCGCAUACGAUACCCAGACGCUUGAGGCUCGUCCGGGAGAUUCCUCCCAUCCGCUACAGCAGUGGGCAUACUCAAACUCUGGCUACGGUGAACAUAGCGAUCCUUCUCUGGCCGAUUCUUUCGGGGGGUACCCCACGAAUAUGGAUGCGUAUCCAACGACAGUUCCCACCUCCGGGUGCAGACGGUCGACCUUGCACCAGCCUUUCGCAAACGAUUUCGGAGCGACGUACCCCUCGGAACCGCAGCAGGGGAUGCGAAUCACCUUCGUCGACAGCUUUGAGAGGGAGCUUGAACGACUGCAGCAGAGCAAUACGUCUCAAACUGGAGCAAAGUCUAAACCUGUUCCUGGGUCGGCGGAGUGGGCCAACAAAUUCGCCUUACAGAAUGGACGGGUCGAAAAGCUCCGCUUUCAGGAUGCACCUGUUCAGCAUCUGGAGAGCAGGUCAAGCACAUCCGCCUUUCCUUCAGAAUCGACAGCGCCGCAAACCGCGCUGAUGGGGUUUACUGCUGCGGCUUUCGAAUACGAUGGAGAGAUGAUGGCACAGGCUCCUCCUUCCCCAAUGACGCCGUAUUAUACCUCCGUAUACGAACCACCGACCGCAAAUUCGUGGCUUGAUGGGUCUUUUCUCCUUUGCCACCUGGAUGAUCUUACCCUCGACACCAUGUAUAGCUCUGGUACUGCAGCUCAAUGGCUUACACCUACAAACAGGCUUCCACAAACUGUUAUGACGACACCAGACCCUGCGCGUUUGGUUCCCACGCCAGCGUCCCCCCAAAACGUCGACAAACAGGGACAACCCAAAAAACGCAGAGGCCGACCGACUACCAAAUGCGAUCCGUGUCACCGCCGCCGGCGCAACUUCGGAUGCACCGGCGAGAUUCAUGGCGGUAGCAUCGAGCGAUACCACAACGAAAAUGAUGGCUAUACCUUGCAUAAGAGGAAAGGCAUGGACAAGCUAGGCAACGUCAGGCUCGAACAUUGUGGUCAGGAUCAGGCUGGUGGAGGUGACCACAGUACUCGUAGUCGGCUGAAGCAAAUCUCGUGA
Messenger RNA from Filobasidium floriforme, 2061 nucleotides. RefSeq lists its product as uncharacterized. The record is from RefSeq and is a predicted model, not a curated record. The transcript has 4 exons. The coding region runs from base 1 to 2061 and encodes 686 amino acids. NCBI's taxonomy places the organism in Eukaryota, Fungi, Basidiomycota, Tremellomycetes, Filobasidiales, Filobasidiaceae.